AUGGCCACAGCGACCUGGGUGGCAGCCUGUGGUUCUAAACUGGAGAUCACCAAAAAGGACUUGAAGGUUCAUCAAUGUAAGUCAAUUUCAGAUCUGAAAGUUCAUCUCCAGACCACUGAUUAUGGCAACUUCCUGGCCAAUCAAAUGAACCCUCUCACUGUUUCCAAAAUUGACGCUGAGAUGAAGAAAAAGUUAUACAGAGAAUUUGAGCAUUUCCAGAAUCAUUCCCUGGAGCCCCAUCACCUACAUAAUUUCCCAGACACACUGACCUCAUCUUACAUGAUCAGCAGUGUGGUUCUACUGGUGAAUGGCACCUUGCAGAAAAAGUCUGUAAAGGAAGUUCUAAGGAAGUGUCACCCACUGGGCCAAUUCACAGAAAUGGAAGCAGUCAACAUCGCAGAGAUGCCUUCUGACCUCUUCAUUGCAGUCCUGGUGGAAACACCCUUAGUUCCAUUCUUUCAAGACUGCAUGUCCGAAAAUACAUUAGAUGAACUGAAUAUUGAAAUACUGCACAAUAAACUGUACAAGUCUUACCUGGAGGCAUUCUAUAAAUUCUAUAAGAAUCAUGGUGAUGUCACAGCAGAAAUUAUGUGUCCCAUUCUUGAGUUUGAGGCCAACAGACAUGCUUUUAUCAUCACUCUUAACUCCUUUGGCACCGAAUUAAGCAAAGAUGACCGGCAGGCCCUCUACCCAACCUGUGGCAAGCUCAACCCUGAAGGGCUGCAUCUGCUGGCCCAAGCGGAUGACUUUGAACAGAUGAAGAAAGUAGCAGACUACUAUGGAAUAUACAAGCCUUUGUUCGAGACUGUGGGUGAUGGCAGUGGGGGAAAGUCUUUAGAUGUGUUUUAUGAGCAUGAGGUGAAGAUGAACGUGCUGGCAUCCAACAGGCAGUGCCACUGUGGUGUGUUUUAUGCUUACAUUAAAUUGAGGGAACAAGAAAUGAGAAACAUCGUGUGGAUUGCAAAAUGCAUCUCACAAAGAUAUUGGACUAAAAUUAAUAGCUACAUUCCAACUCUGUAA
This is a messenger RNA of Phyllostomus hastatus (greater spear-nosed bat), 1020 nucleotides long. It is a transcript of the gene ATP6V0D2, whose product is annotated as ATPase H+ transporting V0 subunit d2. Gene Ontology annotation, biological process: vacuolar transport; vacuolar acidification; proton transmembrane transport. The transcript has 10 exons. The record is from RefSeq and is a predicted model, not a curated record. Lineage: Eukaryota; Metazoa; Chordata; Mammalia; Chiroptera; Phyllostomidae. Bases 1 to 1020 code for a protein of 339 amino acids. Gene Ontology annotation, molecular function: proton-transporting ATPase activity, rotational mechanism. Gene Ontology annotation, cellular component: vacuolar proton-transporting V-type ATPase complex; early endosome; proton-transporting V-type ATPase, V0 domain.